This is a messenger RNA of Populus nigra (black poplar), 1051 nucleotides long. RefSeq names its product protein Iojap-related, mitochondrial-like. Lineage: Eukaryota; Viridiplantae; Streptophyta; Magnoliopsida; Malpighiales; Salicaceae. The coding region runs from base 399 to 635 and encodes 78 amino acids. Gene Ontology annotation, biological process: negative regulation of ribosome biogenesis; negative regulation of translation. The transcript has 3 exons. The record is from RefSeq and is a predicted model, not a curated record. Gene Ontology annotation, molecular function: ribosomal large subunit binding.
UAGACGAUAAAAUAAAUCCUUGAACAAUCUAUUUUAAUACUUUGAGCUUUUUUUUUUAUAGAUAUAUUGAAAUCACCUUUCUUUAACUGAAAAACUAUUUUGAUUUUUUACUUGGCUAUCUCUUUGAAACUGCAAAAUCAUUGGAAAAAAAGCUAAAAAAAGAGUUUUUUACUUUGGCUACUCUCCCAUUAGGGAUGCCCUUACAUUGUAUUACUGGGUAGAGCAGGAGGGUUUGUGUUCGUUGUUUUGGAUAUUGGUUGAUAAUGGUUUCUUUGGUGUUUAAGAACAACAUGUGUUAAGAUGUUUGUUGAUUUUUCCAAGCAUUAAGAUUCCCGUUCAUGUCUUGAGUUUUUUAUUUGCACGGGCAGGCUAAGCAAAAGCAAAAGGGUGCUCGGCGAAUGACCCUCCCCGGCGUAGAAGGGCAAGAGGGAGGACAGUGGAUUGUCAUUAACUCCGGUAAGUUGAUAGUUCAUGUUCUUGAUGAGGAGGCUCGAGCAGACUACGAUUUGGAAAGUCUUUGGACCUCAGAAACAUCUAAAGAGGAGCCAGUUCGGGUAAAAGUUGUGUCUGAAAAAAUGGUGCUUUCUUGGCAGAAGCGUGUGCUCUUAUUGCGGUCUUCUUUUCUAUUGCUUUAAUCAACACCAACUUGUGAAGGCGAGAGUGAGAGAGUUGACAAAGGAGGUUGCACGGUAGCAUCAAGGCUCGUUGCUCGAAAGGAAAAAAUAGACAAUAUGUGCGCGCGCGCGCGCGCCAGCAGCAGCAACCAACCAACCAAGGGAACCCUUGUUGGAAAAGUUUGUUGGGAUAUCGAUGUCGUUUUUGAAGACUUGUUACAAACAAAUGGGGGUUUGGAAUUGAUCUCUGUGGCAUAAAAAUUGCAGCACAAAUGUUACAAUUUUCCAUGUUUUUGUUUUUCUUGAGUGGUAGCUUGUGAUUUCUAUGCUAGCUUUGUAAAUUCUGACAUGGUGUUUGUUGUGGACUGAAAAUGUUGAUAUUGAUUUAUGCUCCAAUUUUUCUCUGCAAAACUAAUUGCGGAGAAAUGAAUAUUAAA